Messenger RNA from Neopelma chrysocephalum (saffron-crested tyrant-manakin), 4102 nucleotides. It is a transcript of the gene CRLF3, whose product is annotated as cytokine receptor like factor 3. The transcript is spliced from 8 exons. NCBI's taxonomy places the organism in Eukaryota, Metazoa, Chordata, Aves, Passeriformes, Pipridae. Gene Ontology annotation, molecular function: protein binding. Bases 35 to 1363 code for a protein of 442 amino acids. The record is from RefSeq and is a predicted model, not a curated record.
CCCGCCCGUCCCGCCUGCCGGUGCCGCCGUGCCCAUGGAGGCCGCCGGCGAGGCCGAGGCGCGGCUGCUGCUGCUGCAGGAGGCCCGGGAGAGCAUCGAGGCGGCGCGGAGCUACCGCCGGGAGCUGCAGCAGCGCCUGCGGGGGCUGCACCAGGCGCGGCAGCAGAUCAAAGAGAGUGCAACACUGACCAGGGAUGUGCUGGAGCAACAUUUUAACGAUUUGAAAGGGACACUGAAGAAGCUGCUGGAUGAGAGGCUGCUGUCCCUGCUGCAGGAGGUGGAUGUCAUAGAGCAGGAGAGCAUCAAGCCCUUGGAUGAGUGCCAGAAGCUGAUCGAGCACGGGGUGAGCACAGCCGAUGAUCUGCUCCGGGAAGGGGAGAGUGCAGUCGAUGGAGAUGUGGGACAACAGAAUGAGAAACUUUGCAACUUUACAAAAAAAGCUUUACACAUCCAGCUAGAUAGCUUACCAGAAGUGCCCUCCUUGGUUGAUGUGCCUUGUCUGUCUGCCCAGCUGGAUGACUGCCUCCUUACCAUACUGAAAAAUCAGAUAUUCAGACAUGGAACUGUGGCAUCUCGCCCACCUGUGCAGCUGGAGGAGUUUGUGGAAAAGCCUGGGGGUAUUUUAGUCCGCUGGUGUAAGGUGGACGAGGACUUCACCCCCCAGGAUUACCGGCUGCAGUUCCGCAAGGGCACCGCCAGCCCCUUCGAGGACGUGUACGUGGGCUCGGAGACGGAGUUCAUGGUGCUGCACCUCGACCCCAACGUGGAUUACCAGUUCCGGGUGUGCGCCCGCGGGGACGGGCGGCAGGAGUGGAGCCCCUGGAGUGUCCCCCAGCUCGGCCGCACCACGCUGGUGCCACACGAGUGGACAGCUGGUUUGGAGGGUUACAGCCUGAGCAGUCGGAGGAACAUCGCGCUUCGGAAUGAUUCCCAGUCGUGUGGGGUCCUCUACUCGAAAGCUCCCACCUAUUUCUGUGGGCAAACCUUGACCUUCAGGAUUGAAACCGUGGGUCAGCCAGACCGGCGGGACAGCCUGGGGGUGUGUGUGGAGCAGCAGAACGGCUUUGACUCCCUGCAGCGGGACAAAGCCGUGUGCAUCAGCACCAAUGGGGCAGUGUUUGUGAACGGGAAGGAGAUGACAAACCAGCUGCCUGCUGUCACCUCGGGCUCCACCGUGACGUUCGACAUGGAAGUUGUGCAGUUGGGGCCCUGCAGCAACGAGGGAGGAAACUUCAAGCUCCGAGUGACCAUCAGCUCCAACAACAGAGAAGUGGUCUUUGACUGGGUACUUGAUCAGUGCUGUGGCUCUUUGUAUUUUGGGUGUUCAUUUUCAUACCCAGGCUGGAAGGUUUUGGUGUUUUAGCGGUGACUAAAGGGGAUUUUUGUUCUUGCUGUAAAGCGUAACGUUAAAACCUGGGUUUCCAGCUGUUUGACAACAAUCUGGUAACAAAAACCUGUCUUUAUAGUACUUGAACUCCACUAUAUUGUACUUCCUACUGGAUUCAUUUAAACAAUAAUUGUGAAACAUUGGAUUUGUUACUCUGGAAAAAGCCAGAAGCAGGCAUUUGCUUAGGCAAAUUAAUUUAAGCAGUCCAUCAGACUUUCCCUUUCUUCCUCCAGACUUGAUUUGUGUCAGUAUUUCAUUGUACUCUCGUCUCAGGGUACGUGUGUUGUGUAGAGUUAACUUUGUGAGAUGAGCAUUUGGGGGUGGUAGUGGACCAAAGUUGUAUUUAUACCACCCAGAGAGAGCACAGUAUUGAGAGCAGAGUCCUGCUAUGCUUCCCUGUACACGCUGCUGCCUUAGGAGGGAAUGGACAGUGGGCUCUGCCUGCAGCCCUUUCCCCGCACGGUACCGCUCGUCCCUCGGGAGCAGGGACGCUGAGCCAGCCUGUCCAGACAUGGAGCCAGCCUGUUACUGCAUCACUCAAGUGCCUUAUUGUGGUAUUUCUUGAACUGUUGUCUGUGUUGUCACUUGGAAUAUGUUUUCUAGAGUAGCUGCAUGGUGAUGCUCACAUUGCCUCAGCCAGAUCAAGUCCCGGAGCGGGGCGUGAUCCUGAUCUGCUCUGAAAGUCUUCCCCACUUACAAUUCCUGUGCAGCCUCUGCCCCAGCAAGUGUCAGGGGUUUGGUACCUGGGCUUGAUGUGUGGAUUGGCAGCUGUGAUUCCUCAGAGCCCUCCUGACACUCAGCACUUCUCUCUACUGUCCAGCUACAGAGACGAUGGCAGUGCCUGUUCUGAUGGGAGGGAUUCCUGGCAAUCCCAAAUUGCUGCCUGGGAAUGCCCAGUCACGGGCAGGAGUGCAGGUGUGUGCUCCAAGCUGGGACUGCUGCUGGAGAUCCACCUGACAUAAGGGGCAGGGGCUUCAGACAGACCCCACCUGCAGAGAGAACUGAACAGAGGGUGGUAAUUCAGCUGUCCCCUCCGGGAGUAGGGUGGGAUAAGGAAUUAGUAUGAGAUAAAUGACUUUGAGUUCAGAAAUUACAUAAAGUUACACCUGUUUCCUCCAAGGAGCAACUAAGAUUGAGAAUGAGCUUAUCAAAGAGCCUGUUCCUGGUCAAAAGACUGCAGUGUUACUGGAUUUAAAGAUUAUAUUAAAGUAAUACUCACUGAGGGGCUUCUUACCUCAAGUUCAAUUAAAAUUAAAUAUAUUUUAUGUUAGAAUAGCAAUAUUUUUUAUAAAGCCUAGACAAUCAUACUGCCCUUUUUCUUUCAGUGGCACUAUGUUACACCCUCUAUGUUACACCAUAAUAAGCUUAAAGCAUAAAAAGCUUAUUUUACAUUGAAUUAACAUCCCCCAUCCUCACACUGUCAGUACAAAAAGAUCAGCCACCCUGCCUGCAUUUUUCCCCAAGCAUCUGUAGCAGGGUACAAGAAUUUCAGACAAAAAUGGCUGUUGGUGUUUACACCAUUUACAGGAAAAUGUGUGUAGAUUCAGAUGGGUGCAAAGAACCUCAUAUGGCAGAGUUAGGUUGGAAUUUGCUUUAAGACAUGAAGUGAGGAAGACUGGACUCCCUUCAGGUCAGACUAUCCAGUGUUAGCAACAAAAAGCCUGCAGUACUCUUAGUUUUUCAAGCUCAGCUAUUUCAGUGUUAGGGAUUGAGAGGAUACUGGCUUAUCCUGUGCUUUCAGUGUUCCUUUAAUUCCCCUGUGAAGAGUAUUUUCCAGACUUUAUUACUAUAAUAAGGUUUAGUAGAUGAAACAGUGCCAGCCCUGCUCAGAGAGGGUUGGGCUGGGACUCCAGGUAGCAGCAGACUUAGAUCUUGCUCCAUGUAGUAGUGCUGGCAGUUUUACUUACACACUUCAGGUAUCAGGUACUAGUUGGAACUUAGUACUUUUACCACGUGGAAACUAAAAUUGUGAAUAUCCACAUUUGUGAGGUACCGCCAGGUCAGGUACCUUUGCAUCUGCUUUUGGAGGGGCUGUAGAUUUUGCAGGAUAUUUACUUACAUAUUAGAAAAUAAAGCUUAAUCCUUGAAUUCAGGUACUUCCAGAGGUGGCAAGGCCGUGUCAGUUUGUUCAGAACACAAGUAAAAGCAGCUGAAAUGACUGUGAAGGGCCAUGAGAGGCCCCAGCUGCUGCCCUGGAGAGCUGAGGGCGGCUCAGAAGAGUUUUCUGCCUUCAGGCUUUAGCUGGAUGUUGAACAAGGGCAGUUUGCCAGUGGUGGGUUCUUCUGUUGUUGUUCUUGUGGUGGUUUUGUUUUUUAUUUUAACUCAGCGCAAGCCUCACUGUCCAAAUUGCAAAUGAGGUACUUGGAGCCACCUCUUGCAGCCGCACCUUGUGAACGGGGCAGGAGCCAAGAGUCUCAGGGCAAGAGAGCCAGCACUGAAGGAACAAAGCACUCAAGAAGUGGAAGAGGCUUGAACUAAAGGGUGCAAAUCCCGUUCUUCCACAGCAGAGUUCAGCUGGAUGGAAAACUUGACACUUGCUGUACAAUUUGCACCUCUGGCUCUUGGAGCCCUGCGAGCAACAGAGUGUUAACGGCUUAGAAACCCGACCCCAACCGUUGUUUUCCUAAGCUAGUACAGUCACUUACCUCAACUAAGACUUAUGUGUCAAGUGAAAUUUGAAUUUUUUUUUAAAUAAAGUUUUAUCCCUUAACCGUG